Messenger RNA from Pseudo-nitzschia multistriata, 3714 nucleotides. The record is from the annotation of a GenBank genome assembly. NCBI's taxonomy places the organism in Eukaryota, Bacillariophyta, Bacillariophyceae, Bacillariales, Bacillariaceae.
CGAUAUCCAAAUUUUGUUGCACCUGUGUUUCUCUUCCUGCAGUAAUAGAGAAAUGACAGAGCGCUUGGUUCAGAUCCUCUGCCGUAACACCGAGUAAAUGGCAAACAGGUUCUAAGUGAACAUUGUGACCGUCCAACUGACAGUACUGAUCGAAAUCGCAAAACGUGAGAUUCGAUGCGUGCAAUAUGGCAGCAGCUGUUGCAAACACAUCUGUCUGUUCAUCGACAGAGAACUUCAUCGCCUUCAUAGCCGCUUGUAGCGCCGCACAAGUGUCUCUGUCAGAGACCCCAUCGCGACGAUCGAGCGUGCCACUGGCAGUGAUUUUGAAAUCGUCCGGAGAAGCAGUCGACGCCAAAAAAUAGUUUCGCAGUUCAUCCGCCCCCACACCUCCAGAGAGUAUCUCGUAGAAGAUGUGAUAGUUUCGCUCCCCAAGAGAUUGUGUUACCAGUCGGACCUUUUCGAGGAGGUAUGUUUCGAUCUGAGCUCCAACCAAGCGUCCUGUCCGAGUAAACUGUAUUUCAAUAAACUUUCCAAAGCGACUUGAAUUAUCGUUCCUCAUGGUACGAGCGUUUCCAAAACUCUCUAAAAUUGGAUUGCUCUGAAGUACCUGCGCUUCGAUGGAAUUCAAGGCGUCGGUUCCAGCUAGACAAGUGACAUCGGAAAGACCAUCGGUGCUUUUUCGAACACCGCCUUUGUUGUUUAGUCCGCCCGAUUUUGAUCGGGAAACCCAACUCGGUGCAGACGAUAUUGAUGAUGUUGAUGGCAAGUAAUUCUUAGUAGCGGUGCUGCUAUAACCUGCGCUUUGUUUUUUCUUCUUCUCGUCGGCAACCUUCUGGUAGGCACGUUUUACUUUCUUUUGACUUCCAGCUCGUUGAGAGAGGGCAGCCAGGUAUUUCAUUACGAACUUUGUCGUUACUGUUUUCCCGGCACCGGAUUCACCGCUGACGAGAAUACUCUGAUCGCAUGAUUGAGAGUCUACUGCUCCCAGAGAUUGAUCCAAGCUUCUCAUCAUGUUCCGGAACGCCUCAUCCGCAAUUGCGUAUACGUGCGGUGGGAGGUCUUCCUUCGAUUGGUUUUCGGAUUUUUCCCAAUACUUCUUCAUGGUGUCUUCACCGUACAAAUCGUCGAUAUUUUGGAAGGGAUUGAGUGCCAAAAGGACGGGUCCGGUAGCCGUGUAUAUUUUGUCUUCUUCGUAUCUGUGUUGCAGGCAUUCCACCACUGCUGGCUCGUGCAAAUUCGACAGAGAAAUUAAGUCGUCAGGGCAAAUCGGGCUCCCGUCAUUGGAUAGCUCGUACUCAUUCCCCAUGACAAUGUCACCGUCGCUCCAGGCCGACGCAGGCAUGGUUACAGUCUGAUCGUUAUUGCCAGUGGAAGAGGACGAAGAAACGAGGGAAGACGACGCAUCUGAGGAUGCCGAAUUUAUGGGGGCUUCGUCGAGUUGCAAAAUGAUGUUUCCAUCCGGCGAGUCAAGCAUACAUGCCGAUGUCCAUCCCCAUUGGUCGGUGAAACGAGUGGAAGUCUGAUUCCCAUAGGGUGAAACACCGAUCGAACCAAUAUCACUGUCGCUCUCUCCAAAAUCCCGCUGCGACGAAAACGAUGAAACAGACGCGCCCCCAUAUGCUGUGAAGGAGGAUGAUCUAGGAUAGGGAGCUGAUGCAACAGACAUUGCAGGCAUCGACAUCGAAGCGUUGAAGGAUGAUCCUGCGUUGAAAGAGGAAUUGAAAGAAGUCAAGGGUGGUUUUCGUGACAUUUUCUCCUUGAAAGAAAGCCGGGGAUUUCGAACAGCUUCCAAAGCUGCUCUCUUCACCCAUACUCUCGUUCCAUUAUUUCCAGUGCCUCCGUUGUGYCUGUCGGACCUCGUAGGGACAGCAUUCAUGUUCAUGCUCUUUUUAUUUUUCUCGGUGCCGUUGAAUCUGGAAGAUGAUUCGUCUUGGGUUGCAUCGACAUCGUUUGGAUUGUAAGRCGUCGAAGUCUUGUCGUCUACGGACUUACUCUUCAUGUCAUUAAAUUUGAAGCUACUCCUGUAUUGAUUAUGAAUGAUCAUCCCGGCGUUCGUUUCUUGCUCCUGGGAUUUAGACGGAGGCGGAGACGACGGCGGAGAUGCAGGCGAGAUCGGUAACCGAGUAGGAGAAACUUCAAUAGCUUCGACACAGAAAGAGUGGGACGUGCCGUUAGAAGAAGAGAGAGAUAAUGUGCCGGUAGACAGAGUACCACCCGGAGAUGAUGGUGGGGUUGGUUUGUUUUGAGGAUACUCUUCUACGGAACAAGCUCUUUCACAGUAGGUGCGUCCUUUCUUAAUAGUUGAGGAAGAAUUUGCUUUUCCAUCCCUGUCGGCAAAAUCGAUAUCGGUGCACGUAGUUUUUGAGCUUUUUUCGUUCAAUGCCGUCCCGGCGCUCGGCGAUUGAUUAUCGGGAAGGAAACAUUCUCGCAUUAUUCUUGUCUUAUUCUUACAUACAGAAAUGAGGAUAUCAAUGUUAGCACAGAGGUAAGGAAUGCUAACAGUUAUACGACCGCGCACUCUUGUAAAACGAAGCGAGUCGGUCGCGCGCCGAAACGGUAGGGUUGAUUUUGUUUUUAAUAGGUAUUAAAAAUCAGAACAGAAAAGAACCGCCGUUCAUAUCAGCAAUGCAGGAUGAACAUCGCCAAAAUAGCAGCACGUCAUAUAAUUUUGAUCGCGUGAUACCGUUCCGAAUGGGAUGGUAUGUGGUACCUGGUACUCCUACCGCCCGUUUUCUCACAAUGCUGAAMGAAAAAAUAUCACUCUGCAACUACCGGUACCAUGUUCGAUCUCAACGGCAUUGUGGUGGUGGUGAUGGGUUGUCGUGCCAUUCGCAGGAACUCGCAUGGUAUCUUUUUCAUCGUCUCCCUAUCCCCAUCGAUCACAAGAGUUUAGGAACGGUCGAUAUGCACGCGAGUUCUGGCGAGAGAAAAUCACCAAACAAUUUUGCGAAACAUCAUUUGAAUUCACGAGUACUUGUACGUACCAUCACAAUCAUGCAGGACACAGACAUUAGUUGUUCUUUGACUUCGAGGUCAAUAGGUAGAGAAUUGACCGAUUGGUUUUAGUGGAGAAACCAGGAAAGUAUUCGUUUCAGUGGCUGGCGCUGGAGGCAAACUGCCGAGCAAGUGUAGGUUUGGCCUCAAAACCAAACGACUUUUGCCAGCGAUAUGUUGCGAGGACACAAGGUAAAGGCGAUAUAUCACGAAUGAGAAUGAUCGAAUUUAGUUUUCGAUCCCUACCAGAGAUGACUGGCAUACGAUCGAUUGCGGCAUAGAACCGUCAAUAGUAUUACACUAGUCGCAAGAGCAUUCGAUGAUAACUUUGUCUUUCUUGACAGGGGAGAAACAACGAGAAAUCCUUCUUCCGUUUUCAUGGACAAUCCACGUCUCAAACGACAGCCUGGGUUCCGAAUAGUUUCAGAAAACUCCAGUUCUAUGACUCAACAUGAUAAAUUUCACUGGGUUCAAGUCGUGAAUACCGUUAUGUAUCCUUAGUAAUACAAUUCGUUUGACCUGUUGCAUCAUCCUUGAUAUUCGAUGUUCGGAAAGAAUAUUGUUCGGAUGUCGAUGACGUUAAAAAAAGUCUUACUACCAUAGACCAAUAUCUACUCCAAAUCACCAGCACCGUACUGCUACUGUAGUUAUAAGUAGCACCACAAACGUCGWUAGUGUGCUGUGAAGUUUUUCCCACGUCAAUAAAAUUGAAAUCGUUGU